AUGGCUCACACCCAUAAUCCGAUUACGACAGCUUUUAUUAAGAGGGUGGAGUCGAUGAAAAAACAAGCUGUGUACGCAAACACAAUUGGUCGAGAUCCCAGACACGUAAUUGAGGAAGUGGUCGAGGAAAACGCCGAAGAAUACAAUCCUCACGCCUCCUACUACGACGGAGGCGAAGAAAAUCCACUGAAAACGGGCGACAAUUGCAAUCCUGGUGACCAAGUCGCAUUAGUACUUGCGCCACCGACUAAAUACCACACAAUGGCCGUUGUUCCUGGACACUGUGUUCGAGGAUUUCUCGAUGUAUCCUCGUUCAUUAUCUGUCUAGUUCUUGUCAUUAUUCAACUAGGACUUCUGGAUUACUACUAUGUCGCAGUACUUUCGGAUAAAAUAUGGUACUCAUGGAUCGGCGCUGAUGCACUUGUCAUUGUUGUAUUGUUGUGGUUGCUUGUGCUCGCUAUCAGGUACAAUCAAACUCAAAUGGAGGAGGUGUGUUCAGUUGAUGGCAAAGUAAAAUUCGCAUGGAUAGGUUGGCUUGUCUACUCCCUAGUGUUGGUGGGAAAAGUUGCCACAUGUUUCCGUCUCUUCUAUUCUGAACUGCCUCCCGGACCACUCGACAAUAACGACAAGCAUUUUGAUGAUCACCUGUUCAAGCUUGGACUCUCCUUGUCGGUGCUGAUCUUCCUAUUCAUGCUUGAAGCACAUCACUACACGCCUCUCAUGAGCGCUCGCCAGCUUUACAUAACUUAUCUUGUCACUGCCAUUUGUCUUGAUCUUGUCGACAACAUUUAUUUCCUUGAUCUUCUCUGGCAAUCAUUCAAAGAUGGCUGGAAUCUACCUCUUUGGCUCGAUCUUACUAUCUUAAUCCUUGCAUGUCUAAAUUUUGUUAUGCCGACAUUCGCACUUCUUAAACUUCGAUUUGGACGAUAUCCGCGGCUCUUGUAUGUGAACGAUAAGAUCUGGAGUCUGAUAUAUGUGCUCAUCGUCAACGGACCAUUCCUCGGUCUUCGCAUCUAUCUUUACGUAUUUUUGGAGAUCCAGCAAAGAGGCAGACACUACGAUCUCAGUCUUUUUGCAGUCAAAAACAUUGCCAUGACGUAUUUGGCCGUGCGCGAGAUAUGGACCCGACUCCAGUACUGGCGAAUGAAACGAGCCAGUUCGUUGCGCGGUGAACACACAACUCAACAAAACGCAGACACUGAGCACUAG
Molecule: messenger RNA, 1209 nt
Organism: Angiostrongylus costaricensis
Lineage: Eukaryota; Metazoa; Nematoda; Chromadorea; Rhabditida; Metastrongylidae
Source: the annotation of a GenBank genome assembly